CCCACUCCUUGUUCCCUUUAUACACGAUUCUGUUAGCAGAUAGUUGAAACAUUGCCAGCUCCAGCCUUGUUUUUUUUUUUUUUUUCAAAUGUUGCAAGAGGCCAUUAACGUUAUGUAACAUUCCGGUUUCUUUUUUCCCCCUCCUAUUCAUGCACUCUUCACCUAUUUAGCGUCAAACUCUGCAGCCUGCCUGCAGGAAACAACUUGAGUUACUUCUUCGACUGACCUGUUGAAAUAAAAACUCCACCAUGAUUUUUCAAGGACUUUUAGAUCGACUUGACUUCACCAGUUGGUUGUUGUUGGGUUUUCUGCUCCUGAUUUUAAUUGACGUGGUGAAAAACUGGGCUCCUCACAACUUUCCCCCUGGACCCUGGGGUGUUCCGUUUCUUGGUAACAUCUUCACUGCUGUUGAUUUUAAAUCCAUGGAGAAGCUUACAAAGACGUACGGCCCCGUGUUCAGCCUGAGGAAAGGCAGUGAGAGGUAUGUGUUUGUUUCAGGGUACAAGAUGGUCAAAGAGGCUCUGGUUAAUCAGCUGGACAGCUUUAUGGACCGACCCAUUGUUCCUCUCUUCCAUGAUGUCUUCAAAGGUCUAGGUAUUGCUUUGAGCAAUGGUUACUUAUGGAAGAAGCAGAGAAAGUUUGCCACCAGUCAUCUACGUUACUUUGGAGGAGGACAAAGGAGUCUGGAGAAAUACAUUGAAGUGGAGUGCAACUUUCUCUGUGAGGCCUUCAAAGAGGAACAAGAAAGACCAUUCAACCCCCACUACAUGAUGAAAAAUGCAGUGAGUAACAUCAUCUGCUCUGUGGUGUUUGGACAUCGAUUUGAAUACACAGAUCCAAGCUUUCGCAAAUUUCUGGAGUUGGACAAUGAAGCCAUUGUUCUCUCUGGCUCACUUCAAGCUCAGCUGUAUGAUGUACUUCCUGGCUUGAUGACGUACCUGCCAGGACCACACCAGACGGUCCACUCAAACUAUAGGGAGAUCCUCUCCUUUUUAAAGAUGGAAGUACAGAAACACCAGGAGGAAUGGAACCCAGAUGAUCCUAGAGAUUAUAUUGAUGUGUACUUGGCAGAGAUGAAAAAGCACAAAGAGGACCCUCUGGCUGGCUUCAACACUGAAACACUGCUGCUUUGCACCCUUGACCUGAUUGAGGCUGGAACAGAAUCAGCUGCCAACACAUUACGCUGGGCCCUCGUGUACAUGAUGAACUACCCAGAGAUACAGACAAAGGUCCAGGCAGAGAUAGACAAAGUAAUUGGACAGUCUCGUCAGCCCACCAUAGCUGAUAGACCCAACCUACCCUAUACUGACGCUGUUAUUCACGAGAGCCAACGAAUGGGAAAUAUUGUUCCUUUGGGAUUACCUAAAAUGGCCAGUAAAGAUGCAACACUGGGACUAUCACUACAAACCUAGCCUCUGUGCUGUUGGAUAAAAAUGAGUGGGAGACUCCAGACGUCUUUAAUCCUGGGCAUUUCUUGGAUUCAGAGGGAAAGUUCCUCAAAAAAGAUGCCUUCUUACCAUUUUCAGCAGGUAAACGUGKGUGUUUAGGGGAGAACCUGGCCAAAAUGGAGCUGUUCCUUUUCUUUACGACUCUUCUCCAACGCUUCACCUUCGCUCCUGUUCCAGGAGAAAUGCCCAGUUUGGAGGGUGUGAUGGGCUUCACUUAUUCCCCAAAUGAGUUCAGGAUGCUGGCCGUGCCUCGCUGAUGGUUUUGCAACCACACAGCAAGCACCGCUGACAUUUUUUUUUGAUUCUUUUGAGUCCAGGUUGUUUAAAACCUCCAUGAAAUGGAAAACCUUCAAACUACAACCAUUCUUCUGAGUCCAGAAGUUGUUUUUUUUUGGCAUUUUAGACUUUGCUCUGAACAGUUUAAUGACUUUUAUAUGGUCAUUUUGCAGGUAUACGGACAUAUAGAGCAAUCUCAUAGAUUUUGUUUCAUGAUUUACAGGUUUUUCCAAAAACACAGUUUUAAAUUUAUGUAGGAUGUUACAAAAAUUAAUAACAUCAAAUAUCCAUUUCCAACCCACUCAGCUGCAAGAAAAAAGUUAUUCCGUCCUCCCUUCCUUCUGAUUUGCUGCAGCCGACAGUCCACCUGAAAGUUAAACAGAUUUUUGAGGCUCAUCAUACAGGUAAACGUCCGAAGGUGUUGACAUGUUUGCAACUUAUUUUGCACAAAAGUACAUGCAGGGAAAGAAAUAUUAAUUUUUCUAUUACAGUUAAACAUAAUAAAUCCAAAGGUUUCCACCACACUCAUAAUAACCAUUUAUCAAACCAGUGUGAUAAAAAUGUCCUACUGGUUAAUAAAGGAACUACACAUAGUUUGUAUGAUUAAGUAAAAAAUAUGAUUUGCUGCAUUUUUAACAUCUUAAUUUAUUUUGUUCUUUAAUAGUAAAACUGUUUUUGUCAGCAUAAAGUCUGAAAUGUGCCUCAAACAUUUAUCUACUUACUAUGUAACCUAAAGAGCAUUUUGUUCUCAUGUUACACAAGCCGUUCUGUGAACUUUGUAUCUUUUGAUAAUGUUUUGUAAGAUUAAACAGGUUUUUG
Messenger RNA from Austrofundulus limnaeus, 2543 nucleotides. Its product is annotated as cytochrome P450 2J2. Gene Ontology annotation, molecular function: heme binding; oxidoreductase activity, acting on paired donors, with incorporation or reduction of molecular oxygen, reduced flavin or flavoprotein as one donor, and incorporation of one atom of oxygen; iron ion binding. Gene Ontology annotation, cellular component: intracellular membrane-bounded organelle; cytoplasm. Lineage: Eukaryota; Metazoa; Chordata; Actinopteri; Cyprinodontiformes; Rivulidae. The record is from RefSeq and is a predicted model, not a curated record. Gene Ontology annotation, biological process: xenobiotic metabolic process.